Chaetura pelagica (chimney swift) is the source of this 1939-nucleotide messenger RNA. RefSeq names its product ATPase, Na+/K+ transporting, beta 3 polypeptide (gene ATP1B3). Gene Ontology annotation, molecular function: ATPase activator activity. The record is from RefSeq and is a predicted model, not a curated record. Gene Ontology annotation, biological process: intracellular potassium ion homeostasis; potassium ion import across plasma membrane; intracellular sodium ion homeostasis. Lineage: Eukaryota; Metazoa; Chordata; Aves; Apodiformes; Apodidae. The transcript has 9 exons. Gene Ontology annotation, cellular component: sodium:potassium-exchanging ATPase complex. Bases 1 to 1026 code for a protein of 341 amino acids.
AUGGCGAAUGGGUAUUGGGAUGGUGGCACAAUUAAAGGAAGUUCUGAGGCAGGAAUUACGCUUGUAAUGCAGAGCAGCAUUUUUCACCCUCCACCGCCCCUCCCGUGCCUCCAGGUGUCCGCUCACUGCUGUGAAACGCCACCAGGUCACCAACUAACGGGCUACAGGGGGGAGAGCGGGGCCGUUUCGGCCUGCGGAGGCUGCCCCGAGGCAGCCCGGGCUCUGCCCACGCCCGGCGGGCGCCUGCGGCGAACGAGCCCGCGGGCGGAGCUGGAAGGCCGGGCCGCAGGGCGUUUGAUCUUACUAUUCUAUCUGGUAUUUUAUGGCUUCCUGGCAGCACUCUUCACAUUCACAAUGUGGGUUAUGCUUCAGACACUGAGCAAUGAUAUACCAAAAUACCGUGACCGGAUUUCUAGUCCAGGACUUAUGAUAUCACCAAAGCCAGACACUGCAUUGGAAUUUUACUUUAACAAGAGUGAUGCAGGCUCUUAUGCAGAUUAUGUUUCUAGACUUAGAAGAUUUCUUGGAUCGUAUGAUGAUUCAAAGCAAUUGCAAAACAUAAACUGUACACCAGGAAAGAUUUUUGAUCAGAACAGUGUUGCUGUCAAAAAGGCAUGUCGUUUUAACCUCGCUCAGCUUGGACAAUGCUCUGGAAAGGAAGAUGAGACCUUUGGUUAUUCUAAAGGAACUCCCUGUGUGAUUGUGAAAGUGAACAGAAUAAUUGGAUUAAAGCCUGAAGGAGAACCACAUAUAUUAUGUACAUCUAAGGAAGAAGGCAUGGUUCAGAUAAAUUAUUUUCCGGCUGGAGGCUCCAUUGACUUAAUGUACUUUCCCUACUAUGGGAAACGCUUGCAUGCUCACUAUUUACAGCCUCUAGUGGCUGUUCAACUAGCAAUUCACUCCAACAGUACCAAAGAAGAAAUAACAAUCGAGUGUAAGAUCCACGGCUCACCUAAUUUAAAAAAUGAAGAUGAUCGUGACAAGUUUCUGGGACGAAUUUCCUUCAAAGUUCAGAUGACUGAAUAGCAUGAGUAAAAAAUUGUCCACAAAGUAACCUGUUGUGUUGUCUGUUUUGUAUCAGUUGGACAUGCCAUUCCUAGGAUAUGAGACCACCUUGGAGAAUGUUAAGGUGGUUUAUGGCAUUCAGGGUAGCAUAACAAUAUGCUUCCAAAUCUUAUGUUUAAAAUUCCUCAAAAUAAAUGCCUGUCCUGCUUCUGCCUGCCCCAUUGGAACAGUGUACAGACUGUAGUUAUGUCAUAGGGACCUGUAAAUAGCUGUUUUCAAACAUUCUACUGAUGACCUUUGUCCUGUUUUAAAAUGUGGUUUUAUCCCCCAAGUGAGUGUCUCAAGCUUAAUGUGCUGUGCUAUGUAAAUAUUGUAUUGAUUUAAUACUGGUUUAACUGUCAUAUCUCAAUGCUGACACAGUUAUAGGGAUAAAUAAUAAAUGGUACCUGGUUGACAUAGUGAACUUUUUGAAAAAGUGAACACCUCCAACAUAAAUUGUGUGUAUGGGAGUGGGUGGGUGGGUGGAUGGAUGGCUGUGUGGAGAUGCCUUAAAUUGUAUACUGGGUGGUUUGGGAGAAUUGGAAUGGAUUUUAAGAGUUGGUAUGGAUUUUUGAAAGCAAGUGCUCAACUAGUACUUUCUUGUGCUUGUCACUGUGCAAGUAUUGUGUACAUGUAAUACUUGGGUAUAGUUUGGUAUUCUAGCUGAGGAAUUGAAUCUUUCUUCGUGUUGUUAAUUGCUUGCAGUAUGUGGAGCACAAAUCUAUACAAUAUUUUAAAACUUUCUAGUUCAGAAAUAUCAAUAUACAACAAUUUAAACUGCCUAGGGUCCUGGUAACAGUUGUACAACAGAGCUGCUUGAAAGAAAUGGCCUCACUAUUGUGGGAAUAGGCUUUCAUUUUCCAGUUAAAAAAUUCCCUGAAGAACCUAUGUUUAA